This is a messenger RNA of Schistocerca cancellata (South American locust), 3032 nucleotides long. Its product is annotated as tyrosine-protein phosphatase non-receptor type 13-like. The transcript is spliced from 11 exons. Gene Ontology annotation, molecular function: protein binding. The coding region runs from base 169 to 2559 and encodes 796 amino acids. The record is from RefSeq and is a predicted model, not a curated record. Lineage: Eukaryota; Metazoa; Arthropoda; Insecta; Orthoptera; Acrididae.
GCCACGCCGCGCGGCUCUGUGCCACUUCAGUCGGCCGCCGGCCGCGCCACCAGUAGUGUGCGUGUGUUCCGUGUAACCGUCUGUGCGAGUGCCGCUCCAGUGUUCCGCAGCGAGCGAGCUGACGCCUCGCGUGUGUUUGUGUGUGCUGCUUACCGAGAAGUCGUGGCCAUGCUGGUGCAGUCGCCGCGGUGGACCGACCACAGCCUGGGGCCCAAGGCGCCGCCCGCGCACGCCAACGGUUGCGGCGGGUGCGAUGUAGGCGGCGGCGAGGCGAUGGGAUCGAGCGCGAGCCGGCAGCCGGCGGGCCUGGCGGGGCGGCGCGCGCACUCCUCGGGUUCUCUGCCGCGCACCGCGGCCGCCGCCACCGCCGCCGGAGCCGCCUCCGCCGCGGGGCCCGCCCCCGGCGCCAGGGGCCGCAGCUGCGGGGGCGGUGGGGGCGGCCGUAGCGGCAAGCUGUGCAAGGACCGCGCCGCGCUCUGCGGCUCGUUGCCCAACCACCUCGACUGCAACGACGCCAGCAACGGGCUGGACCAGGGCUACGGCUCCGAGCGGUCGCCCGACGACGAGGAGGACGACGACGACGAGGAGGAGGAGGAGGAAGAGGAGGAGGAGGAGGGCGAGGAGGCCACCUGCCACUGCGCCACCUACCCGUUCCUCAACACCGACUCUGCGUUCGAGGUGCAGCUGGUGAAGGGCAGCCGCGGCCUGGGGCUGAGCGUGUGCGGCGGCGCCGACUCGGCGGAGCGCUGGCCCGGCCUGGUGCGCGUCAAGCGGCUGUUCCCGCAGCAGCCCGCCUGGCUGUGCGGCCGGCUCCAGCCGGGGGACAUCCUGCUGGCCGCCAACGGCGUCUCCCUCGUCGGACUCACCGACUACCAAGCCCUGGAGGUGCUGCGGCGGACGCCGAGCCGCGUGUCGCUGCGCGUGGUGCGGCCUCCGGGCAGCCUGGUGCCCGUGCCGCCUCCGGCGCCCGGCCAGCCGCCGCCGCCCCCGCGCCGCGACGCCCACCUCUCCCAGCAGCAGCUGCUGCCGCCGCCGCCCUCGCAUGCCGACGAUAGUUCCAGGGAAUUUGAUAUUGUGCUGACCAAGGUGAACCGCAGCCUGGGCUUCACUCUGCGCAAGGAGGAUGAAAGUGUUCUGGGCCACUAUGUCAGAGCAUUAGUUCGUGAACCUGCACUCUCAGAUGGGCGUAUUCGGCCUGGUGACAAGAUAGUUGCGGUAAACGAUGUGGAUAUAUCUCCAAUGAGUCAUGAAGAAGCAGUAAUGUUCCUGCGACAGUGUGGCGAUGUUGUCAAAUUACGUUUGUAUCGUGAUGAGAGCCAGACUCCAGUAUCUGCUCUUUCACCAACUGAGGAGGAGAAGCCAUUUAAACCAAAGCCUCUCUUAAGGAAAGAAGCAAGAGACAUGCUUACAGACUUAGCAGUACGAAAGAUGUCACCUGGUGAAUCAAGCUACAGUGGUAGCAGGCUGCGCCGAGUGUCAGCUGAUUCAUCUCCCUGCUCUUCACCACGCAGACGUCAUCUCACAAGAUCUUCUCCUUCAGAAAACAAAGCUGCAACACUUGAAAGAAUGCCAGCUGGUCAAAAAUACAUGGUAUCAAGUCAGAGUCAGACGAGUACUUCAGACUCAUCUGAGGAGCACUCACAAAACAACAGCAACACACUGACAUGUUCGAGCAGUGCCGAUGCUGAUGCCGACUCCACACGGGCCAGAGGGCAUGCCAGCAGCUUUUCAUCAACAGCAGGAAGUGUGGGAGAGCCUGUCAAGCCCCUGAGGCCAAAUUUCCUCGAUCUCUGUGGAGCAGUGGGCAGCCUGACCCCACAGACGCGGAAACCACGUCUGGUGUUUGGGAGCAGCGGGGAGGCUGAAUGGGAAGAGGAUGAGGGGGACCCACCUCCUGAGCCUGCACCUGGAAGUCCCUGCCCUAGGUACAGUAGCAGUUGCUGCAGCAGUAGUGGUGGUGGUGACAUAAUGCCACUAGCCACUGACUCUGUUGAGCCAGUGAGCAUGCCACCACUCUCAUCUACAUCAAGCACAAGUACUGCAUUCAGUUACCGUAAUCCAGCAUACCAGUCUGCAGUCGAUGCUACAGGGCAUCGCAAUCAAUCAGAUCGUGCAGGUACUGGUACUUCAGGCGCAGGUGCUGGGGGACUGCUGAAAUGGAAGGGAGUGGUUUUCACACCAGAAGACGGCAAUGGUCCCACAAAUGGAUUGCACUGUCUACCAGAAGCAGAAAGGGCACCAGAUGCUCACCUUCCAGCUGAUUAUGAACCAGGCGAUCAGAUAUUCAUGGUAGAGCUAACUCGUGGCUGGAACAGCAGAUUGGGAUUCAGUCUACAAGGCAAUGGGCAACAUACCUACAUAAGUGCAAUUUAUGCUGACAGUGUAGCAGCCAAGGACGGUCGCCUGCAGGCUGGUGAUCGAGUUCUAAUGGUUAAUGAUGAAAAUGUUGAGACUAUGAGUACAGCAGAUGUAAUUGACCUUCUGAGAAAAAUACGCGGGACAAUUGGCAUUACAGUUCUAAGGAAACAUAAACAAGAACUUACAACACCUACCACGUGACUUACAAAAGCUUAAAAAGAAAAGCUAUAGUUAUUGUUCCGCUUACCAAGGAUACUUUACAUAACAUCUGUUAAGCAUCUGUGUUAAAUUUUAUCUUGCAAUCAAAGAUGUUAUUUUUUAAAUGUACAGUCACUGUAUUUAAUUAUACCUUGGCUUUCAGUAAAAGUUAUUUGCAAGAAUAAAUACCCUCUAAAAAGAAGGGGCAAUUAUUUCAACAUCUAACAUAAAGACAUUUACUUCCAGAUGCAACACUAAAUUGAAAGGCCAUGAACAUAUCUUUAUUUUCAGUACAGAGAUUGCCCUUUUCCUACAGAGUGUGCAUGACUUGUAGCACUCAAAAUGAACUAAUUGCUAUGCAAUCAUGCGAAGAAAAGGCAAUGAAUUUACUUGCCAUUUUUCUAAAAUCUGAAUUGUUGGCUGGGUUUUUGAGAUGAGAACAAAUUCUUUUAAAUAUGCUUGCAUUCCAGUAAAAU